AUGAAGGAGUUCAAUUUGCAGGACGUAUUGUUCACUGGAAUCAUUGCGGAAAAAGCGAAAGUUCGGAGGAACCCAUGGAGGAUACAUUUGGUGCACUGUGAAAUAGUUUUAUUUUACUAAUUACGGGGGCUAAUUUCCUGUUUUGCAGGAUCCGACGUUUGGUUGCUAUGAAGGCGUUGGAGUUCGGGUGCCACGUCUUUUCGCUAUCCAUGGUGUACACGAUUCGGCCAAUUUCACGAGAGUCUUUCACAAAAUACGCAACUUUCCUUGUUAA
Molecule: messenger RNA, 274 nt
Organism: Caenorhabditis auriculariae
Lineage: Eukaryota; Metazoa; Nematoda; Chromadorea; Rhabditida; Rhabditidae
Source: the annotation of a GenBank genome assembly